AUGGAUCUUCAUAUACCAAAUAAUAAUCAUAAUAAACAUGAUGAUAAGAAUAAUACUACCACUAUCGAAAGGGAUAAACAUUAUCAACUGUUAAGACACUCAUCCUUAGAUAAUGCAGAUAAAAUUUUACAAGAUUUAGAUAGGAAAUUAUCAAUACUGUCAAAUACUUCAUCUCAACAAACAAAUACAUCAUCAGUUAUACAAAAUAAUCAAUUUAAAGGUUUAGGUAAACAAAAUAUUCAAAUUAAUAUAUUAGAUAAAUUACAAAAAAUUGAUCAACAAAAUACAAAACAAGACUUAAAUCAAAAUUUAAAAAAUGAUAUAAUAUAUGAUAAUAUUUUUAAUCCUACUGAAAUAUUCAAUGAAAUAUCUAUGGAAAAUUUUAAAACAACUACUUUUAAUCAACAAUAUAAUGAUGAUAAACUAGGGUUAGAAAAUAAUCAAAGUAAAACCAAAUCUCCGAGCAGGAAGGAUUUUACAAAAUCUGAUUCUUUAACUGAUAAUAAUGGUAAAAUAAUAAGAAAAAACUCAUUAAAUUUAGCUCAAAAUAGAUUGGAAAGAAGCGGACAUGAAGAUUCUACUAAAAAAAUUAAAGUUAAAUUAGAACUGGAGCAAGAGGAUGAUGAGGAUGAUGUACCUCAUAGAUUAGAAAUUUUAGAUGAUUUACAGAAUUAUAAUAGUGAUGAUGAAAUAGAAGAUGAUAAAUUCCAUAAUGGAGAAGAAGAACAAAAUGAUAAUAUAAAUUCAGAAGAUGAUGAACUAACGAUGGAAGAUGAUAGUUUAAUGAUGACAUUAUCCCCACCAAGAUCACCACCAUCAGAAUUAGAUCCAGAUAAAUUAUAUGGUUUAUACGAUUUUUCAGGUCCAGAUCCAUCACAUUGUUCAUUAACUCGUAAUGAACCAGUCCAUUUAAUAAAUGAUGAAGAUAAUUAUUGGUGGUUAAUUAAAAAAUUAACAAAAAUUGAAAGAAUAGCAAGAGAAAAUGAAGGGGAUUUAUCAAAAGAUAUAGAUGAUUUAAGUUCAGAUGAAGAAGAUGGAAAAAUUGGUUUCGUACCUGCUGAAUGUUUGGAAACUCAUGGUGAAAGAUUAGCAAGAUUAAAUUGUUACAAGAAUGAAGAAAUUGAAAAAUCAACUGAAGGUGAUCUAACUAUUGUUAAUACUUCAAAACUGAAUAUUUCUUUAAAAGCUUCGAAAUCAGUUACUUUUGUAAAUCUACUACAAAAUGAAGAGAGUGAAAAUGAAGAAGAAGAUGAAGAAGAAAAUAAUGAAGUCAUAAGUGCAGAAAAAAUAAUAAAGGAAGAAGUACCAAUACAUAAUGAUAAUGAAAAUAUUUAUUCAAUGAUGAAUGAUCAAGAAAUACGGAUAAAUUUAGCUCAAUAUAAUAUAGAAGCGCCAGAUUUAUAUCCUCCACAACAUCAAGACAAAGAAACAUUAAGUGAUGUGUAUCCAGCAGAAACACCAUUAAUUAUAACCAAAAAGAACUCAAUAAAAAACUCACCAUCAACCACCACCAACACUACAACCACAGCUUCACCAUCAAAUUCUAAACUAACAACUCCAAUCUUACAACAAACAAAUAAAUUCAAUGAAUCAUUAUAUCCACAACCUAGAAAAUUCGGUAACUACGACAAUCUUGAUGAUGUUUCAAUAAGUUCAUUCUCACCAGAUACUCCAUUAGAAUUAAAAUCUCCAAGAUUCAACAGUAAUAGUGAAAUAAAUAAAUCUCCUAAUUUAAGAAGACUGAUUAUAUUGGACAGAUUGACUAAAGUUACUAGUGAUAUUGAAGAACAAAUGAAUAGUCAUAAUUCAGAUGAUGAAGAAAGAACGUCAAAUGGGAGUAAAGAACAAAUUGAACAAAUUGGAGUAAAAAUUAAAAAACCUUUACAAGAAGAUGAAAGUGAAGAUGAUGAUGAAGAAUUUUCUUUUGAUAGUUAUGCUCAAGAUCAUUCAAUUGAAAUUGCAAGAAAUGACAAUGAUAAGGAUAGUCUAGACAAUAUGGUUGACGAGGGUAAUCUGAGUAUAAGUUUGGAAGAAAUAGAUAAAGAUAGUUUUAUAAAUAACAUUAAAAGUAAUGAGGAAUUAAAAAACUAUAACCAUCAAGUGAGUAAUGAAGGAUCCAAGCAAAUCACAAAUUCAAGUUUAAUUAAUCAAUCUAGAAAUUCAUCAACUACUUCAAUAAACAGAAACAAUUCACUAACAACCAGGACACAUCAGUUAUAUCGAAGUUCAACAUCAUCACUAAAUGUAAUAUCAAGUGCUGAAAAAUUACGAACACCACCAUCAAAUCACCAAAAUCAUUCAACAUCAACUCCAAUUAUCAACAUCAACAAUAGUAAUCCACUCAGCUAUAACAAGACCAAUCAAAAAAGUCUAACUAGUGUUAUAGAUGAAGUUGAAAUAUUAAGUGAUAUAGAUAAUGAUUUAUCAAAUCAAAAUUUUGAAGAAAAUAAUAUAACACCUUUAACAAGUAUGAAUUCAUUAACUCCUCAACAAAAUAAUUCAACAACCAGUAAUAAUAAUAUUAAUGAUACUAAUAUAAUUCAAACUAAUUUAUCACCUGAAAGAUACACCGAAAAAGAAAAAACUACUAGCAAUAAAGAAAAAAGAAAAUCAAAACCUGUUCAUGAUAUGUUUAUGCCAAUAUUAGGGAAAUUUGAUGAAUUAGCUGAAAAAUUAGCUGAAUUAGAUGAUAUUUUGAAAUAA
Molecule: messenger RNA, 2703 nt
Organism: Lodderomyces jiufengensis
Lineage: Eukaryota; Fungi; Ascomycota; Pichiomycetes; Serinales; Debaryomycetaceae
Gene: BUD14
Product: protein phosphatase regulator
Exons: 1
Coding region: 1-2703 (900 amino acids)
Biological process (GO): establishment or maintenance of actin cytoskeleton polarity
Cellular component (GO): microtubule cytoskeleton; cell tip
Molecular function (GO): protein binding
Source: RefSeq, a predicted model, not a curated record